UCAUAGCUGCUUCUUGCACGGUACCGUGUCUAACGAAACGCGAAAAUGCUCCUCCUCAUGUGACCAGGAAACAGUCAUCAGGAUUUCGAACGCUUCUUGCCUUCAUAAGAAUGAAAAACGUGCUCGUCAGUCUGACUGGCUGCAGCACUUGCAACUGAUUGGAGCGCACAGCUUUAUCUUCGAACCGAAGCGUCGGCGACAUGAGCGCGGGUCUCAAGCCGAGCAAAAGCACCGUGUACGUGAGCAAUUUGCCGUUCAAGCUCACAAACAAUGACCUGCACCAGAUCUUCGAGAAGUAUGGCAAGGUUGCCAAGGUGACUGUCAUGAAGGACAAGCAAACGUGGAAGAGCAAGGGAGUCGCGUUUGUGCUCUUUAUGGAUCCCGAAUCGGCCACCAAAUGCGCAUCUGCACUAAACAACCAGCCGUUAAUGGGACGCACGCUGCGUGCAAGCAUCGCAAAGUACAACGGCCGAGCACCCGAAUUCAUCCGUCGUAAAGAAUACAAGGACAAAUCGAGGUGCUUCGAGUGUGGCGAAGAGGGCCAUCUCAGUUACCGCUGUCCUCGGAAUUCAUUUGGCGAACGAGAGGCACCGGAAAAAAAGAGGAAGAGGAGGAAGGGGCAGGCGCCCAAGGAGCAAGAAGCAGAGGCCACCGAGAGUGAAAACGAAGAAGACCCUGCCUUGGAGUCGCUUCGCGCAGCAAUCAAGUACGAGCAACAACAACGGGAGCGAGAGUCUGGAAGUGGUCAACAGUCUGGCGGCCAGAACUCGUCUUCUGGAAGCCGUCGUCGAAUACGCAAGAGUGCUUACUUCAGCGAUGAAGAGGAGUCAGAUGAGGGCAACGGGUGACUCAGUAACUUAGCUCAUCCCCGACGUUUUCAUGCACCACAUCCCGUGUUUUGUACAAACCUGAUUUCCUUCACAUCUCAUUUAUUGUCACUUGCUGAAGUGUGACCUUCAUCUUGAUUCAACUUGAGAAGAUUAAAUUGCUUAAAAUAUUUGUUGUACACAUGUGCGUUUGUUGUCAGCCAACAUUCAAGUUGAGAAUGAAAUUUGAGAGCUGAAGAAGCCAGCAAGAACUUAGAAUUGGCUGUAACUAUAUAAUUGCUGCUGCCUUCUGUUGCUGAUGGAAAAUAGCACUGAAAGUUUAGCAUAACCAUUUUUUUGCACAUUAAAGAAAUUGAGAUGUUUUCUUACAGUAUGUGCACUAUAUUCACCGCUUUGUUAAUACACAUAUAAUGUCCCUUUUCUUGUGCAGUUUCUUAGUGCCAGUCACAUAGCCUUAGCAAUGUCACGGCACUCUACCCGUGCGUCAUUCUUUUGCUGCUUGUUACAAAGAAUUUUACUUUUAAGAAGGCAUUUUGCUGUCUUGUUGCUGCUGUGUAAAUAACAUUUAUAGUAUGUGCAAUUUAAUGUUGUGCAUCAACCUUUGGAAAGUGAGAAGCUGAUCCUUAUCAUCCUAUGCCCACACACUACACAACUUUUCGAUCACCAAAACCCGAACCUCCUUAAGAUGCAUUGGCACGACGCUCUGGCUAGCUUGCAACUUGAAGGCCAAGUUCGGGCCAUCCAGCAGUCCCGAGAUGCGGCGGAAAGGCUAAACCCUACCGCUAUGACCUAGGUGUCUUAGGCGCCGCCGCUGAUCUGCAGGUUUUCAUAUAAGUUUUGUUCAUCCAUCCAUUCAUCCAACCUUUGGGCAUGUGCAUGAGAUUCAUGUUCAAUAAUAAAUAUGUUUGCUGCCGUCA
Molecule: messenger RNA, 1744 nt
Organism: Rhipicephalus microplus (southern cattle tick)
Lineage: Eukaryota; Metazoa; Arthropoda; Arachnida; Ixodida; Ixodidae
Product: zinc finger CCHC-type and RNA-binding motif-containing protein 1
Biological process (GO): mRNA splicing, via spliceosome
Cellular component (GO): U12-type spliceosomal complex
Molecular function (GO): zinc ion binding; RNA binding
Source: RefSeq, a predicted model, not a curated record